AGCGGAGCCGAGCGGAGGCCUGGCCGGGCAUGGCGGCGCCCACGGCCCUGUGAGAGCGUCGCGGCCGCUGGGGGGGCCCCGCCAUGCGCCGGCGGCCCUGAUAUGGGCGCCAGCGGCUCCAAGGCUCGGGGCCUGUGGCCCUUCGCUUCGGCGGCCGGGGGCGGCGGCCCGGAGGCGGCGGGCGCGGAGCAGGCUUUGGUGCGGCAGCGCGGCCGGGUCGUGCCCCCGUUCGUCUUCACGCGCCGCGGCUCCAUGUUUUAUGACGAGGAUGGGGAUUUGGCUCACGAGUUCUAUGAGGAGACAAUCGUCACCAAGAAUGGGCAGAAGCGGGCCAAGCUGAGGCGAGUGCAUAAGAAUUUGAUUCCUCAGGGCAUCGUGAAGUUGGAGACGCCCCGCAUCCACGUGGAUUUCCCUGUGGUCCUCUAUGAAGUAUGAACCUAGUGGGUAGCAGGAAUGAGAUUCCCCUGCCUCAACAAGAAAAACCCAGGCUCAUGUGUGGCCUCCACCGAGGAUCCUACUGGGGCUACAACCCUAUCUAAACUCCAUUGGCCUGGAACCCUCAGCUAUGAAUGGAAUGGGCCUGCAGUGUUGGUUGGGUGUUGGCAUACGAAUGUGCAGACAAGAGGUGGCUGGCCUGGGCUACUGGUGGAAUUACAGCUCACCUUCCCCAGCAAUCCCUGCAAGGAGCAUGGCAGUGCUGGUGAAAAAUACCUGGUUCCUGGGCUCUUGCCUAGCCUGCUUUCUUCCAAACUUGCCUAGGGUCUAGCCCUGCGAGGGGCGACAGCACUUUACAAGCAAGGUCUGCCUUCUCCCAGCCUCUGGGCUGUGGGAGCUAUACACAAGUGGGAGCUUCCUUUCCCUUGCUUUCCCUUUCCCCCCUUUGUCAGAGCGUUUCAGCCGUUUGCUACCUCGAUUCCUCCUGUGUUAGACAGAUGCUGGAGGCAGUGCAAGCUGGUUGUGCUGCCUGCCUGUUCCCACCUCCAGAUGGACAGACAGUGGACUGGCUGUAAGAGGAGUAGACACUGUUGUGAAAGAGACUUUUCCUCCCAUUCGGGACAGGGCUGUGGAUGCCUGUCCCACCCUAUCUAUUCUGACCCACUUUGCACCAAGUUUCCCCACCCCACCCAAAAGAGGGGGCUGCCCCAAUUGGCAGGAGACCCUCUACCACCCUGUGAUGAGGGAAAGUACCUAAGGUUGAUGCCAGUUACACUGAGGAGUCCACACUCCCCCUACCCCCUUAUAGUCUCCCCACCCCUUCAGGAUCAAAGAAAAGUUCUGCAGUCCCUGAGUAAGGACAGAAAGGAAAUAACAAGCCUAAAAGGAAUACUUCAAAUGUGAAAGUUUGUAAAUAGUUUAGUCCGUGAUGUUGUUGGGGCAGAGUCUAAUUUCUACAUUGAAAAAAUCUUUUUUUAAAACUUCCUUAUUGUGCAAGCUCUGUGCUUCAGGAGUGAGGGAAAUGGCUUGGGAAGAUUGACCCUCAGUCUAGGAAGGCUGUUGUAUUUUAUGUUGUUUCAAUAAAAUGAUUUGUAGACCCUGCAUACCAAA
Molecule: messenger RNA, 1545 nt
Organism: Suncus etruscus (white-toothed pygmy shrew)
Lineage: Eukaryota; Metazoa; Chordata; Mammalia; Eulipotyphla; Soricidae
Gene: TUSC2
Product: tumor suppressor 2, mitochondrial calcium regulator
Exons: 3
Coding region: 103-435 (110 amino acids)
Biological process (GO): regulation of mitochondrial membrane potential; inflammatory response
Cellular component (GO): mitochondrion
Source: RefSeq, a predicted model, not a curated record